CCCUACCCCUUGUUCUUCGUUUGUCAAAUCUAUAAUUCCACAGAUCGCCGCAGCCGUCAGACUAUACCAGAUGGCCACUGCUUUAGCGUCUGAGAUUGAUGAAAUUUGGCCUCCCGAUAUGGGAAAAUCAUCGCCUGUUGAAGAACGAUCGUUGACUGCUCAUCGGAUUUCAGAAGACAAUCUCGUUUCAGGUACUCCAAAAUCAGAUGCGAGAGAUAUUAGCAACAAAACAAGCCACGGGGGAAACAUAUCAUGGUUGGAAAUCUGGAAUUCAGCAUUAAUCGAAGCCCAUGCACCAAUUAAGAAAAACAGGGUCCUCGGUCUUCCUCGGAUCCCAGCAAAUUCAGUUAUCCGGACCUUCAAAGAUAGGAAGCAACGCCAGAGCCAGAGGAACCGUAGGUCUCAGCCCAGCAGCAGCAGAAGUUGGUGGUGGCCUGAGUUGGGGUGGUCGGCGGUUGGUAUGGUUAUUUCACAGAAGGUCCGUUCUAUGGCGAAGAAGUGGUUUUUUAGCAACCAUUUUGAUUUGCAAAGCACAGAGAUUGUCCAAGGAAAGUGUGGUUCAAACUUUACACCAAUGAAUCAUAAUGGUUACAACGACGUAUUUUCUAAGCUUUAGUUGAAUAACAAGUAAAUAAUUUAUUGAAGUUUAUUAAUGAGUUGUGGUUAUCUUUACUUUUUUAAUGAUAAAUUUCUAAAUCUUUUGGUUUAA
This is a messenger RNA of Helianthus annuus (common sunflower), 709 nucleotides long. RefSeq lists its product as uncharacterized. The record is from RefSeq and is a predicted model, not a curated record. The transcript has 4 exons. NCBI's taxonomy places the organism in Eukaryota, Viridiplantae, Streptophyta, Magnoliopsida, Asterales, Asteraceae. Bases 71 to 616 code for a protein of 181 amino acids.